AGGAGCUCAGGAAAUCCCUGAAGCCCUUACAGGAGAAACUGGAGACCUUUAAUCAAGUUAAAGUUAACUGGGAUCAAACAGCAGAACACGUCAAGGUCCAGGCUCAAAACACAGAGGAGCAGAUUAAAGAUGAGUUUAAGAAGCUUCACCAGUUUCUACUAGAAGAAGAGGAAGCCAGGAUCACUGUGCUGAGCGACAAAGAGGCACAAAAGAGUGGCAUGAUCAAGCAGAGGAUUGUGGCUCUGGGUAAAGACAUAGCAGCUCUCUUAGACACAGUCAGAGCCACAGAGAAGGAAGUGUCUUAUUCCUGCAGAGCUACAAGACUGCAGUGAAAAGAGUCCAGCAGCAACCCCUGCUAGAUGAUCCACAGCUGGCCUCAGGAGCUUUGAUAGAUGUGGCCAAACACCUGGGCGACCUGGCCUACAACAUCUGGAACAAGAUGAAGGAGAUGGUCUCUUACACUCCUGUGAUUCUGGAUCCAAACACAGCAGAAUACAGUCUCUUUGUGUCUGAAGGUCUGAAAAGUGUGAGAUUUGGAGAGAGAGAUACACAGCUUCAGAGAAACCCAGAAAGAUUUGAAGACUACAUCAGAGUCCUGGGAUCUGAGGGACUCACAGCUGGGAUGUUGAUGUUAGAGAUGAUGCAAACUGGGCAGUGAGUGUAGCAGCAGUCUGUUCUAACGAAGGGAGAGGUUCUGACUAGGUGCUAGUCAAUAUGGUCUGUGAUGGUAAAUACAGAGCGUACUCUCAACCAUCUACAGACAAAGCUUUCUCAGUGAGGAACCUGUUUAGGAGGCUCAGAGUGAGUCUGUCAUUCUCUGACCCAGAUACAAACAUUUACUCAUACACUUUCCACUGAGAGGCUGUUUCCCUUCAUUGACACUCUAAAUACAAUGCCACUGAGAAUCUUACCAAUGAAAGUCACUUGAAGGAUGUAGUUGAAGAUGUAGAUGAUUAUGCAUAUGAUGGUGAUGCUGGUUACCAGGAUGAUGGUGAGAUGUAUUUUUCUUGAACAUGAAUACAAUUUAUUUUGCUAUAGAUAUUUUAUUGAAUUACUAUAUUUACAGUAUGUCCACUAUUCUAUUUAUAUAAAUGAACAGAUAUGUGUGUGUGUGUUUAUUUGUGUGAUAAGAACAGACAACAAAUGCAUGACAGGCAGCUUACACAAAGAGUGUGUGUCUGACUAACACCCUGAAUUGUUGUUGUCAUUUUUUCCUCCAAAAUAAUCCUAAUGUACUGAGUCACAUUAGUGCCCAAAGUAUGUUGGCAAUGUUCAGUCUGCAAGGUGAAAAUCAGAGAGUGUACAGGUAAACAUUUGUAAGUGCAGAACAUGUCUAGCACAAGCAAAGGCAGGUUUGUAAAUAGAAAAGAUAAUUUGCUUCCAUCAAAUCAACCUGCAGUCAUGUUCAAUUUAUACACAAUCAAGAAAGUUUUGAAGUGUUGUUAUGGAAAUCUAAUGCUAACAAAAUUUCAUUUAAAUGAUGAAACACAAUUAUAAUUGUUUUUUAUUUGGGUUUGUAUGUUUUAGGACAAAGUCCUUGCAUAAACACAUAUGCAACGAAAGUGUAAAAUUCAAUUAUCCAAAUUUCAUUUUUAUUUCUAGAUCUAAAAAUGCAUCACGACUGUCAAAAUAAAAAAUGUCCUUGCAAGUUGUUUGCUGUUUUGCUUCCUCGCUCUGAUGCCUGACAGUAUGGGUCAGAGAGAUAUGGGUGACUUUGGCAGGCCAGUGGAGUAGAACUGAUGUAUUUUCAAACAUGGAAAUCAUAAUGAAAGAUUCAUUUAACUGUUGUCCCACAGAAAUAUGGGUCAUUAAUUCAAAUUUUAUACACAGCUAUAUUAUAUUCUAUCCUACACUUUUAAACUCUUCUUUUAUAUUUUAAAGACAGUUAAUAAAACAGCAUAUUAGCAUACUGGACUGUUAACCAGCAGUUCAGGGGAAGUUAAGUCCAUAAGAAUACAAUGCCCAAUGUACAGUGAGAGCAGUGGUUUUGAAUGCAACAAACCCCUUGUUGGCACACUUCAUGGCUUAGCAAUUGAAGAAGUGUGCUGACAAGCUCCACCCAUUCAUACAAACCAGGAAAAACUGUGUUGGCUGAGGACAGAGUCUCACACCGAGAGACAGACAACAGGAUACAAAGUCCAAAACAUCCCCUGACAAAGAAGAAAUAAGGAGUGAAGGAGUUACUUGGAAUACUGGAAUACUGCUGUCCCCACUGGUUGCUGACUGCACAUCUUUAACAGAGAGUUUUAAAAGAUUCACAACUCAAAGUGAAAGCAACUUUCUAGAGCCACAACUUACCGACUGACUUCCUGUUUGUAUCUGCAAGUAUCUGCUUGCUCGGGUUUUUCAAGCAGAGAUGGAUUUCUGUUGUCCAAUCUGUCACGACAUCUUCAAAGAUCCUGUUUUGCUGUCAUGUAGCCACAGCUUUUGUAAAGACUGCCUGCAGAGCUGGUGGGCUGAAAAAACGAUUCACGAGUGUCCAGUUUGUAAAAGAAGAUCUUCGAGAAGUGACCCACCUAGUAACUUGGCAUUAAAGAACCUGUGUGAAGCCUUCUUACAGGAACUUUCUCUGGAAGAGAAAGCUGCUGCAAGGUCUGAGGCUCUCUGCAGUCUGCACUCUGAGAAACUAAAGCUCUUCUGUCUGGACCAUCAGCAGCCAGUGUGUGUUGUCUGUCGAGACUCAAGAACACACACCAACCACCGAUUCAGACCCCUUGAUGAAGCUGCACAGGAUUACAAGGAGGAGCUCAGGAAAUCCCUGAAGCCCUUACAGGAUAAAUUGGAGACCUUUAAUCAAGUUAAAGUUAACUGGGAUCAAACAGCAGAACACGUCAAGGUCCAGGCUCAAAACACAGAGAAGCAGAUUAAAGAUGAGUUUAAGAAGCUUCACCAGUUUCUACUAGAAGAAGAGGAGGCCAGGAUCACUGCGCUGAGGGAUGAAGAGGCACAAAAGAGCGGCAUGAUGAAGCAAAGGAUUGUGGCUCUGAGUAAAGAGAUUGCAGUUCUUUCAGACACAGUCAGAGCCACAGAGAAGGAGCUGAGAGCUGGAAGUGUCUUAUUCCUGCAGAGCUACAAGACUGCAGUGAAAAGAGUCCAGAAGCAACCUCUGCUGGAUGAUCCACAGCUGGGCAAAGGAGCCCUCCUAGAUGUGGCCAAACACCUGGGCAACCUGACCUACAACAUCUGGAACAAGAUGAAGGACAUGGUUACAUAUUCUCCUGUGAUUUUGGAUCCAAACACUGCAAAAUCUAGUCUCUUUGUGUCUGAAGAUCUGACAAGUGUGAGAAACACAGGAAGAGACACACAGCUUCUGAAAAACCCAGAAAGAUUUGAAGACUACUUCACAGUCCUGGGAUCUGAGGGCUUUAACUCAGGGACUCACUGCUGGGAUGUUGAAGUUAGAGAUAAUGCAAACUGGGCAGUGGGUGUGAUAGCUGAGUAUGUUCCAAGGAAGGGAGAGAUUCUGGCUGGAUACUGGGAAAUAUGGUUCCGCGAUGAUAAAUACAAAGCAUACUCUCCAUCACUUACAGAUAAAGCUCUUUCAGUGAGGAAUCCAAUCAGGAGGAUCAGAGUGCAUCUGGACUGGAAUAGAGGAAAGCUGUCAUUCUCUGAUUCAGAUACUAAGACAAACAUUUAUACUUUCUCACACACUUUCAGUGAGAGGCUGUUUCCCUUCAUUAACACUCUAAAUACAAUGCCACUGAGGAUCUUACCAAUGAAAGUCACUGCAAAGCUGGAGAUGUAGAUUAUUAAGAUGUUCAUGUUGGUUAUCAGGAUGAUAGUGAGAUGUCUUUUUCUUUAAUAUUAAUACCACUUAUUUUGGUAUGCAUGUUUUAUUGAAUCACUAUAUUCACAAUAUGUCCAUUAUUCUAUUCUUAUAAAUGAACAGAUAUAUGUGUUUAUAUGUGUGAUUAGAACAGACAAAAUGUUUGUGCCGAGACAGACACUCAAAUGCUAGAGUGUAUAGUGUAACAUUUCCUCCAAAAUAAUCAAAAUGUAUGGAGGCACAUACAAAAGUGGCAAAAGUAUGUGAGCAGUGAUCAAUCUGCAAUGUAUGAGUGCACAGGUAAAUAGAAGGCAAGUUUGUAAAUAUAAAAGAUUGUGUGUCAAAUCAACCUGCAUUAAUGUUUUGAAAUGUUGUUAUGGAAGUCUAAUGCUAACAAUAUUAAAUUGAAACCAUUCAGUGAAUUUCAUGACCUGUUUUUUAGGGGGUUGCAUGUUGUAGGACAAAAUCCAUGCAUAAACACAUUUGCAACCAAAAGUAAAAUCCAUUAAAACAAAUUUCAUUAUUAUUUCCAGAUUUAAAAAUACAUCACUGCUGUCAAAAUAAAGACAAGGGAAAUUAAUUUCUAUUCAAAUUGAAUACAUACAUACAUCAAAUGCCAAAUUUGGUUAUUGUUUUGUAUGAGUUUCUUACUGGAGAGCCCUUGUGUUAUUUAAUUUAAUUACUUUAAAAAUAAUUCUUGCUGGAGAGAAAAUAUCUGUUAAAAUAAAAUAUAAAUUACAAAGAAAAUUCAACUGGCUACCAAACAGACCUUUCAUUUAUAAAUUGACUGACUGCUAAACCAGAAAAUUAAAAUUUGAAAAUAAACUUCAGCUUUUGCAUUUGUUUUCUAUUUAUGUCACAAUGUAUUUAUAGGUCAUAUAUGAAAACAAAUUCAACUGCUGGUUUGCAUUUUUAUAUUUAGUGAUGGUGGCCUCAGCCUAGGCUUGGUUCCUGAAAUGUGUCAAUGUUAAUCUAAACACAUAGGGUUCCUCAUUCCUGGCAAUGAAAUCAUUGUGUUGGCACAUAAGCCAUAAAUGGCACCGCUACAGGGGACUCUUAGAGAGAAUGUUAAUCCUGACUCUGAUAUUGCUGCAGUACAAUGCAAUGCUUUAGUAUGAAACACACCCCUGAUCAGUAAAAUGUCUUUGUUUAGCAUUUACAGGACACAUCCCGACAAACUUGAUUUGUGACUAUCAAGCAGGGUGUAAACAACAAAGGAACCAGUCUUAUUAAGGCAUAAGCUCCUCUGAAAACACGAUUUGUGAAACUUUGGGCGGUCUAUGAAAUAUUGACAAUAUGCUAUUUUCCAUGCACUACCAGUUUUCACAUGUAAAAUUUGGCUAUUAUUGAUGUAUGACUCAUACAUGAGGGUGAUUCAUCUGUGAUCAUUAAUUCAUAAUUCUUCUAUAUUAUUUAAUAAAGAUACCGGCAUGCAUGCUAUUCUUGCUAUCACCAAGUGUGUAUCAUAGACUUUACUCGCUUUAACUCAAAGGGUUAGGUAUUUGACGCUUGCGUUUGAUCUCUCAAUUACACUGAUUAUUCAGUAUCAGAUGUCCUGACUUAAAGCAGCUAUGAAUGUUAGCAACAGUCACAGUCAGUCCUCUCCUUUUGGCACGUACAAGCACACUGCUAUCAUGAUCUAAACCAGGAAACACAGAUUGUUAUUAUAUGGACAGAGACACACACCCAUAUCUAUGGAUUGCAACACACCCCUGAUCUCUUCAAAGAUUAAAGAGUUUAAGAAGCUUCACCAGUUUCUACUAGAAGAAGAGGAGGCCAGGAUCACUGCGCUGAGGGAGGAAGAGGCACAGAAUAGUGGCAUGAUGAAGCAAAGGAUUGUGGCUCUGAGUAAAGACAUAGCAGCUCUCUCAGACAUAGUCAGAUCCACAGAGAAGGAGCUGAGAGCUGGAAGUGUCUCAGUCCUGCAAAGCUACAACCUGACCUACAACAUCUGGAACAAGAUGAAGAACAUUGACUGCUGUACUCCUGUGAUUCUGGAUCCAAACACUGCUAAUACAAACCUCAUUCCAUCUAAAAUCUGACUACUGCAAGACACACAACAACAGAAAGAGAGACACAGCUUCCAAGUAACCCAGAAAGAUUUGAAAACCUCACCACAGUCCUGGGAUCUGAGGGCUUUAACUCAGGGACUCACUGCUGGGAUGUUGAGGUUAGAGGUGAUGCAGACGGCAGUGGGUGUGAUAGCAGAGACUGUUCCAAGGAAGGGAGAGAUUCUGACUGGGUGCUGGUCGAUGGUAAAUACAGAGCAUACUCUCCACCAUCUUCAGACAAAGCUCUCUCUGUAAAGAAGCCACCCCAGAAGAUCAGAGUGCAUCUGGACUGGAGCAGAGGAAAGCUGUCAUUCUCUGAUACUAACACAUACGUACACGCCUUCUCACAGACUUUCACAGACUUUCACACAGCAAAGUGUGUUCACAUUACGUACAUUUGUAUUGUUGUAUUAUGUAAUGCUCCUCAGGACUUUCGUGACCUAUACUUUGAUUUAUGAGAAAAAUGCCUGCAAUUAUAUAAUAAUAUUCCCA
Molecule: messenger RNA, 6309 nt
Organism: Dicentrarchus labrax (European seabass)
Lineage: Eukaryota; Metazoa; Chordata; Actinopteri; Moronidae
Product: nuclear factor 7, ovary-like
Exons: 1
Coding region: 2357-3745 (462 amino acids)
Biological process (GO): protein ubiquitination
Molecular function (GO): zinc ion binding; protein binding; ubiquitin-protein transferase activity
Source: RefSeq, a predicted model, not a curated record